This is a messenger RNA of Physcomitrium patens, 4067 nucleotides long. Its product is annotated as E3 ubiquitin-protein ligase HOS1. NCBI's taxonomy places the organism in Eukaryota, Viridiplantae, Streptophyta, Bryopsida, Funariales, Funariaceae. Gene Ontology annotation, molecular function: ubiquitin-protein transferase activity. The record is from RefSeq and is a predicted model, not a curated record. Gene Ontology annotation, biological process: protein ubiquitination.
UUUCCCUUCACUGCCCUCGUCUUUCAUGCAUCGCCUUCAUGGCUCUCCCGCUUCCGAGCUCUUUUGAAUGAGAUGCGGCAAGACCGCUGGCUCUUCCUGCUCCUCGUCGUGGACCCAGAUGGAGAGUCAUCUCUCGUAGACAGUGUCGCGAGGUCUGAUUUCGACGUCUGUCGUGAGUUCUGCUGUUGGCGAAGGCGCGGGGAAGUGUGUAGUUGCAAGGGGAUGGAAGGGGGAGUCUGGUUAUCGGUGUGGAUGCUUGAGCUCGGGAGGAUACCCGUUUCAUUUGUGGAGGGAGUGGAGGAAGUGGAGGAGUGUUGUUUUGGAGCUCAGUGAGCAGGAAGAAUGUGAACAUUGGACUGAGUGAUUUCUGGCGGUGGAAUUUUUUCUUGUCUGUAUUUUUGAGAUGGCGCGCUUGAGCUCUGCUUGUCACUAACCUGCGUCAAAAGUUUGUUGCAAUUUCUUUACUUCUCUAACUCCGCCCUCCGUAGUGGGAGCCACGAGUGAGCGACAACCUCUUUCAUCAUGUGUUGGGAGCUCUCCUGCCGUCUUUACGGUGAAGAACAGAGGUUCAUGAAGGUUGUGGUGUGAUUCAUAGGGUUUGACGUGGUGGAGAAAUGACCAACUAUUUUUUAUAAAUUAUUUUUGGUUUAGUUUGUUAGAGGUUACGUGGACGACCAAUUAUCCACUUCAGCAGAAAGGAUUGGUGUUCGUGUUCUUCUUGCACGAGGUUGCGGAGCAGCGGUGAGUCUCAUGGCGGACAUUUCGAGACAGCAGGCUGCGCUGGAACGUUUGGCAUUACUGGAGCCUUGCGAAUUAAGCGCUGAAGCGAAGACCGAAACCUGCAGGGCAACCCGUGAUUUACGUAGCUGCGGGCGAGCUGUUCGUCACGUCCUAUCUGCAUGUGGCCAUGCAUGUCUCUGCCUUGAAUGCCUUCAACGGAGUGUCAGCUGUCCUAUUUGUAGGACUCCAACAGGCAGUUUCGGUCAAGACAAGCUACGACUUUUUGAGGAACUUGUUGAUGCAGGACUUAUACAAAAAGGCGCAGAGUUAGCAGCAGAAAGUGUGGAUGUUGGCCGUCUUUACUCUUUCUUUGACGUGGCACUAAACAAUAAUCUUGUGUCCUUGAUCUGCCACUAUGUUGCUGAGGUGUGCAUGGAUGAAGGAGCUGUUUCCAGCAAUGCAUUGGUGUCUAUAUUAUUGGAUGGUGUCGUGGUGAAAGAUUGGUGCAGGCGGACCUUUCACAGCGUCGCUCUUGGACUGCGAGAUAUUUACAAUCUCAGCCCAAAACAGAUGAUCGCGAAAACAGAUGUUAUUGACUGGAACGGGAGAAGGUUAGAGGGAGUUGUCUAUAUUUUAGAAGCUCUUGAGGCACCACUAGUGGAUCAACCGCUUUCUCCAGCUCUGAUUGAGCUUCGUCAGCUUCUGGAAUCUAUUCGCAAAGUAAUCCAGCAUUUAGAAGUGAUGACGUGGUGUGCACGACAUCAGUUUCUGGAAACUAUUCGAUCAAGCUAUACAAGCAUCAGCCAGUGGCAUGCAUCUGUGAAAGAACGAACGUCAGUGGCUCAAGAUAGGGCAUGGCCAGAAACUCAUAAUAAUUGUAAGUUAGAGGUUCUACAACCAGCGACUCUAUUUAUCGAGGAUGCAUUGGUUAACCUUGGCCUUCUUGAAGGCGACGAUGAAAAUGAAGUGGGGUUUGGAGACCUUCCUGAGCUGAACUGGCUUCGGCAAGGACCUACAGCCCAAACUCCAGGUUCUCUUAGGUUCAGACGUGAUUUAGAGCCGACGCAAUCAAGGUCGCCUUACCCCCCUGAAAGCGUCCGUGCUGCUGUGGAUCUGUUAUUUUUGAAGGGAACCUGUGAUCUUAUACUCGCCAAGAAGGCAAUUUUUCUGUACUUUUUAUUUGAUCGUCAUUGGGCAUCUCCUGAUGAGAAUUGGCGAGGAGUGGUAGAUGACUACGUGAGCGUUUUCAGCAUCUCAAGACAUUUCAUGCUGGAGUCCCUUGUAUUUUACCUUCUCGAUGACAGUAGUGAUCAUGCCCUGGAGGAUGCGUGUCAGUUACUGCCGGAAAUUGCUAGCCACAAUACACAUCCAAAGGUGGUCACUGUCUUGCUUGAGCGUCAGAAGCCCGAGGCAGCACUCGCUGUUCUUCGUGCAACUGGACGUGAUAGCCAGGGAGUAGGGCUUGUUCCUCUUUCAGAUGCUCUCACAACCGUUAGGGUUUGGCUCCAGUGUGGUCUUCUUACUCAAAGCUAUUUAUAUCAGAGAUCCUACGUCGAUUGCGUUAAGCGGGAAGGGGGUGAUUGGUUAACUAGUACGGAGGUGUUGGUGAGCGAAAUCUGCAGGUUGUGUAUGGGCAUGAGCUUAGUGAACAAAAUGCUAAGUUUGCCAUGGAGGAUAGAGGAAGAAAAGUAUGUGAGAAAGUCUUUACUUGAUCAUGCUGGAGAAGACUCCUCGUCUACAUCAGGGAAUCUCCUGGUUGUCUUCUAUGUACAGCGAUGUCGGUAUAUCGAUGCACAUUUAGUUCACAAAAAGUUGAGGGAACUUGAGGAGUUGUGGGGAGAUAAGUGCACUGAUGAAGCGAAGAUCUCCCGAGUUCGCAUGGCAAGUGAACAGAGGAACCGAAUUGUUGAAAAGUGCAUGGAGCUUCUACCAGAGCUCCAGCGGCGGCAGGCUCGCAGUGCCAUAAUCGAUUCACCUCAACCUGACUUGGAGUCACUUCAACCAUUAGUACAGGCCGUGGACGAACAUAGACUCAAUCCUUUGGCAUCCCCUCUCUUUGGUUAUCCUGGUGGGAACUUGAUCAGGGAACCCAUGGCUCUUGAAGAAAACAAUUUUCCAUCCAGCUCUGCUUGGGCUGGUUACAGUCAUCCGUCAUUUACACAAGAACGCUUGGGGCCACGAUCACCUGCACCUCCCUCUCCCAUUCUCUCAAACACGAAUUUUCCUGAAACAAAUGGGCUUACUGUAUCUCACGAGUUUGCUACCAUGGGAGAAAGCCCUGUGCAAGGGCGGCGUCUUCGUUAUGAGGCUGAACAGCCUAGGGAGUCGCCUUUUCCUACCAUUGACUUCGGAAAUGUGCGAAGUGGGGAUGGAUUGGAUACAGCAGGACCAGGCUCUUGGGCAAGUGGAGUGGAGAAGCAUAUAACGGUGAAAAGGAAUGAGACUGGUUAUUCAGGCAAUGGGUCUCUUUUAACCAUAGAGAAUGGUCUUAGGACAGAUGGUUUGCAUACUGACAAUAGCCACACGGUGGAAAUGGACAUUGAGGGAAAUAAUGGUUGGUCAUCUAAUGGGAAGCGACACCCAUCAGACCGGUCGUGGUUGCAGAGUGAUGGAGAGAAGGAAUCAUUAAAGGAUUUCACACUUAAACCCAUAGACGAGGGAAGCGGACCCUUAUCUGACAUUGGCACAUUACCCCGAGAAUCAUCCAGAAGGAAUGCAGAGGCUGACGAGAAUGGAGGCAGUCGCUGGCGCUCUGAUGAAGGGGGUGAUGAACCAGUGCCAUCACUUCUACCAUCAACACGCUUGAAGACUCUUUCCCAAUCACAGGGAAGGUCCCGUAGUAGGUUCUACAGUUUUCGAGUUUGACUCGACUUGAAUGUCGCAUGCGAUUUUCAUCAUUUUGACACUUUCGUUAGUAGUUACACUGUGUGCGCUCCAGUUUUUCUGCUAAAUUUUCCCACCUCAGUGCUAGAACAGAAACCAUUAAUCCCCAUCGAGCAAUCCAUGUGUCCGAAUUUUUAGGAUGCUUGCCUCCGCUUCUGGUGGACUACGAUGUGCAUUUGCUGUCUUUUGAGAUGCUUAUUUACUUUCCUGCAAAACAGGACAAUAAGAGCCAACUCUAGAGGCAAUUUUUGCAAUCGUUGUAAAGAGUGAAAUAUCAUGCCCUGUUGGAAAGGAUAUCACGUCAUUAUUUUGAGUAAGUUCAUGAUGUCUGUAGAGUAUGAAUCAUAGAGAAUAGCACUUGUUUCAGGAAGCGCUAGCAUGUUAGGUAAUACUCGUUUUUCUGAUAUUAUCCCCUGUCAAGGUUGGUAUUAAGUAAUGGCUCUCAAAUCACUGUCCCAGUUUCA